This is a messenger RNA of Gastrolobium bilobum, 1303 nucleotides long. Its product is annotated as ALA-interacting subunit 3-like. The coding region runs from base 16 to 1068 and encodes 350 amino acids. Gene Ontology annotation, cellular component: Golgi apparatus; endoplasmic reticulum; plasma membrane. The transcript has 8 exons. The record is from RefSeq and is a predicted model, not a curated record. NCBI's taxonomy places the organism in Eukaryota, Viridiplantae, Streptophyta, Magnoliopsida, Fabales, Fabaceae.
UUGGGUUUCUUGGCUAUGUCUAUAGAACCUUCAUCAAGCUCCGUUGUUGUCAUUGAUGGACAAUCCAAAAAUUCUAGGAAACCCAAAUAUUCUAAAUUCACUCAGCAAGAACUUCCUGCAUGGCAACCAAUUCUAACACCAGGAUGGGUCAUUUCAAUAUUUACAGUUAUAGGACUCGUCUUCAUCCCCAUUGGUCUUGCUUCAUUGUUUGCAUCAGAGCGUGUGGUGGAAGUUCCAUUCCGAUAUGAUGAUCAAUGCCUUCCAUCUGUUUAUAGAGACCGUGCAGAGGCAUAUAUUAAGGACGAUAAGACAAACAAAACUUGCACCAGGACAUAUACUGUUAAGAAUAAAAUGAAAGCCCCUGUUUAUGUCUAUUAUCAGCUUGAUAACUUUUACCAGAACCAUCGCCGAUACGUUAAAAGUAGGGAUGAUAAACAACUGAGGAGCAAAGCAGCUGAGAAUGAUGUAAGCUCAUGUGGUCCAGAAGACUAUACCCCUGAUGACAAGGGUCAUCAACCAAUUGUUCCUUGUGGCCUUAUUGCAUGGAGCCUGUUCAAUGACACGUACAGACUUUCAAACAACAAUAAGGAUAUGGUGAUCAACAAAAAGAACAUAGCAUGGAAGAGUGACCAAAAGGCGAAAUUCGGGUCUGAUGUUUAUCCAAAAAAUUUUCAGGCUGGAGGUUUGAUUGGGGGUGCUAGACUUAAUGAGAGCGUACCUUUGAGUGAACAAGAGGAUCUCAUUGUUUGGAUGCGAACGGCAGCAUUGCCCACUUUCAGAAAAUUAUAUGGAAAGAUUGAGAAUGACCUUGAAGUCAGUGAUGAAAUAAUGAUAGUAAUAGAGAACAAUUAUAAUACAUACGCGUUUGGAGGCAGAAAGAGCUUGGUGCUUUCAACCACAACUUGGAUUGGUGGAAAAAAUCACUUCUUGGGGAUGGCAUAUAUUCUCAUUGGCGGGAUUUCCUUGUUGUUGGCUGUAGGUUUCCUACUUCUGUAUGUGAUGAAGCCAAGACCUCUUGGGGAUCCAUCAUACUUGUCUUGGAACAGAAAUCCAGGAAGCUUAAAAUGAUAUGUGAAAAGUCAUGAUUUCACAAUUCACCAUUUCCCAUGUCUCAAGAAAGGGAUCUGCCACGAAGCUUGUACUUGGCUGAGUUGAAGAACCUUAAUCUUUGAUGUAUCAUAAACUUUUGUCACUACUAACGUAUGGCUAGAUAUAAACCUGUCAUUUCGAGAAUUACUUAAUGAUAAUGUUUUAGAUUUGAUAUGGACUGUCAUAUAACAUUAUGUACCACAUGAGUCUUAUA